Messenger RNA from Thyridium curvatum, 1887 nucleotides. RefSeq lists its product as uncharacterized. Gene Ontology annotation, molecular function: guanyl-nucleotide exchange factor activity. Bases 1 to 1887 code for a protein of 628 amino acids. Gene Ontology annotation, cellular component: cytoplasm. NCBI's taxonomy places the organism in Eukaryota, Fungi, Ascomycota, Sordariomycetes, Thyridiales, Thyridiaceae. The transcript has 2 exons. The record is from RefSeq and is a predicted model, not a curated record.
AUGCCGCCCAAGAAGACUGCAGCUGCUGCUGCCGCCAAGGCGCCCGCUGCGAAGCCUGCUAAGGCUGCGCAAACCAAAGCUCCCGCGAAGACCGCCGCUGCUUCCAAGGCCAAGACCAAGGCCCCCGCCGCCGCGAAGCCUGUUUCCCGCAAGCGCAAGGCCGACGAGGCCUCGGACGGAGAGGAGGAUGAUCAGCAGAACGUGAGACCCCAGAAGAAGAGAGCCGCGCGCAAACCCGCCGCAGCAGCAAAGCCCAGCACCAAGAAGCAGAACACCAAAGCUAAAGCAACUAAACCAUCAAAGCCCACCAAGUCAGCCGCCGCGAAGACCGCCCCCAAGAAAGCGACCGCUGCGAAGAAGGCCACCGCUACGAAGAAGGCCGCAUCCGUCGAAGCCGACAAAGAGAAUGCCGACCCCGCCGCACCCAAGGUUAACGGCGUCAAGCGAGGAAGCGACGAGAUCUCCGAUGAUGAGAUCAACGAGGAACGGGCGGCGGAGGAGCGCCCUGUAAAGCGAGCCAAGGUCGCCAAGGUCGCGAAGCAGCCCGAGGUCAAAAGGCCUGCCGUAAAGAUUGGAGUCGCCAUCAACCAGGCUCCUGCUGACGUUCUUGACGUCUUUGUGUUCGGCGAGGGAACCUCUGGCGAACUCGGCCUCGGCAGCAAGAAGACCGACGGCAAGAAGCCGAUUGAUGUCAAGCGUCCUCGCCUCAAUGCCAACCUUGCGAGCAACAAAGUUGGCGUCGUCCAGAUCUGUGCUGGUGGCAUGCACUCCAUUGCUCUGACCAAGGAUAACAAGAUUCUCACAUGGGGCGUCAAUGACCAAGGCGCUCUAGGCCGAGACACCACAUGGGAUGGUGGCCUCCGUGACGCCGACGAUUCCGAUUCUGAUUCGGAUGAUGAGGAUGACACCGGCCUCAACCCUAAGGAGAGCACCCCCGGCGAGAUUGACACGACCAACAUCGCACCCGAAACCGUAUUUGUCCAGGUCGCUGCCAGCGACAGCGCAUCAUUUGCCCUGACUGCCGAUGGCCGAGUCUACGGCUGGGGCACUUUCCGAGCUGCGGACGGAAUUCUGGGCUUCACCAAGGAUAUCCUCAUCCAGAAAACCCCAAUCCUCCUGCCUGAACCUAAGAAGGUUACCCAGCUCGCAGUUGGAUCGAACCACAUUCUCACACUCGACCAAAAGGGCAAGGUUUUCGCCUGGGGCUGCCCCGAGCAGAACCAGCUCGGUCGCCGAUGCAUCCAGCGCAAUAAGGAGGCUGCGCUGCGUCCCAGCGGUGUCGCGUUCAAGCGUGGAUCCAAAAUUACAAAGGUAGCAUGUGGAAGCUACCACAGCUUCGCAGUUGACCACAACGGUCGCGUCUACGCCUGGGGCCUGAACAACUUUGGAGAGCUGGGUGUCGAGGAGGGUGCCGGCGAAGGUGACGCCGCUAUUCUCGAGCCCACCUUGGUCGAGGCCCUGACAGAGCCAGUCCACGAUAUCUGUGGCGGCGAACACCACUCACUCGCUUGCACUGAAGACGGCAAGCUUCUGACCUGGGGCCGAGUCGAUGGCUACCAGGUUGGCAUGAAGAAAGAGGUGUUCACUAAGGAUAACACCAUCUUUGACGAGCGGGAGAAGCCCCGCAUUCUGAAGCUUCCGACGGUUGUUCCUGAUGUUCCUCCCGUCGAGUCUGUUGCUGCUGGUACAGACAACAGCUUCGCCAUCACCCGCGAUGGCAAGGCCUACUCAUGGGGCUUUUCAGCCAACUACCAGACGGGCCAGGGCACCAUCGACGAUAUCGAGACGCCCACCCUUAUCGACAACACCGCGGUACGCGAGAAGCGUCUUUCCUACGCCGGAGCGGGCGGUCAGUUCUCCAUCUUGGCCAGUGUAGCCAAGAAUUGA